AUGGCAUCAAACCUGAUAGCUGCCAUAGAGCAAGAGACCUCGCAGCGAGUCACCAUCUCGGCCGAGCGCACAGAGUCCAACAUUGCCAAUUGCAACCAACAAAUCCAAUCGCCGCUCUUCAACAAGAUUCCCCCUGAGAUUCGCAACGAAAUCUUCAGGCUCACCACCCAGCCUUACUACCAGCCAGACAACAUCUACAGCCAGAACGGCCUCUACCAUCAUCAGGACGACAAUCUCGCACAGACGCAAUGCACAUCUCUUCUUCGGACCUGCCGUCUCGUGUGGCUGGAGACACAUGCGUUGCCUUCGGUGCACGCAAGGACGGCAACCCACCAUUUUUAUCUCAUCGACUGGCCAUUCGACGAAGCUUCGCAGAAAGCUUGUAAAAGGGCCAUGGAGUUCAACCAAGACAAUAUCGCUGCCUUGUGGUACGAUCUUCCCCAGAGAGCGAAGUUAGGUGUCGAGCACAUCCAUUUCCACUCGGCUAUCAAACUAUGUGCUUGCAUUACUGGGUGUGAAUGGGCCCACGGUUUGAUUGUAGGCUUGGAAACACCUGACAGAGGAUGCCCUACGCCAUAUCCGCCUAAAGUACUCACAAUCACAAACCGACACCUGAAUUGGCCGCCUGGAAACGAGCACAUGUACAUGCUGCGGAUGUACGCCAGGUACUUGGAGACAGCAUUUGCACAGCGCACGUCCAGUACCCAAGAAGUAAGGCCGAACCUCAGCACCGGAGACCACGGAUCUGACGUUGACCUCCACGGUGAUGCUUCGCAGUCCAACACUGAGGCCGAUGUGGCACAACUCAGCAAUGAAGCUUCCGGGUUGAGAAAGGUAGACUUGGUGAGCUACACGCUGGCCUACAAAUGGCAGCAUGGCAGUCAGCAGAGCCACACCACUACGGCAAUCCAAGCCCUGCCCGCAACAUCUCCUGAAGAGCUGGUCUCUGGGCUGACGGAGGAACAAGUCGCAGCUGCGAACAGGUAUCGCGAUCUCUGGGCCAGUCAAGGAAGUCUGCUGAGGUUUGCGGAAGAUGGCUGA
Saxophila tyrrhenica is the source of this 1041-nucleotide messenger RNA. RefSeq lists its product as uncharacterized. The transcript is spliced from 2 exons. The record is from RefSeq and is a predicted model, not a curated record. Lineage: Eukaryota; Fungi; Ascomycota; Dothideomycetes; Mycosphaerellales; Extremaceae. Bases 1 to 1041 code for a protein of 346 amino acids.